ACUACAACAAAAAUGUUCAAACUCGUGUUGAUUGCUUGCCUUUUGGUUGCCGCCAUUGCUUUGCCAAUUGAACAAGACGAUGAAGACAAGGCUGAGUUGGAACGCAUCCAAAACGAAUCCGCCCAGUACUCUUUCAACGCCCAUGUCGAUGAUCAAAUCAAUGACGGUACCAUUGCCCGUGAAGAAACCCGUGAAGGCACCAAGGUCAGCGGUAUGUACUCCUACAGUGAUGGUUUCGUCAGACGUACCGUUCACUACGAAGCCGAUGAAAAUGGUUACCGUGUAGUCAAGGAAGAAACCGAAGAUAUCGGUGAUGGUCCUCAAUUCAACCCCAACGGUCAAGCUGAUGUUGAUGGUUCUUUGAUCGGCAAAUACUCCAUCAAAUUGGAUCAAGAUGAUAACGAAAAACACUAUAAGGAUGUCCGUGCCUAAGA
This is a messenger RNA of Musca vetustissima, 434 nucleotides long. RefSeq lists its product as uncharacterized. Gene Ontology annotation, cellular component: chitin-based extracellular matrix. NCBI's taxonomy places the organism in Eukaryota, Metazoa, Arthropoda, Insecta, Diptera, Muscidae. The transcript has 2 exons. Gene Ontology annotation, molecular function: structural constituent of chitin-based larval cuticle. Bases 13 to 432 code for a protein of 139 amino acids. The record is from RefSeq and is a predicted model, not a curated record.